Onychostoma macrolepis is the source of this 2976-nucleotide messenger RNA. Its product is annotated as gastrula zinc finger protein XlCGF57.1. NCBI's taxonomy places the organism in Eukaryota, Metazoa, Chordata, Actinopteri, Cypriniformes, Cyprinidae. The transcript is spliced from 2 exons. Bases 199 to 1554 code for a protein of 451 amino acids. The record is from RefSeq and is a predicted model, not a curated record.
CCAGUAAACGACAGGUUAUGUCCCUGGAUACUGAUUUCAAAACACAAAUUUUACCAUCAGACGUCUUUUGAGUUCAUAGCAGAAAGACAAAUAAGAUUUAAAAUUAAAUUCAGUAAAACGCUAGAAAUAUUGGCGUUAUCCUUGUUAUAUUAGCGCAAUAAGGAGCAAUAUAUAUCGAGGUGAUAUGCAACUUUAAAGAUGAUGUUUAUUAAAGAGGAGAAUGAUGACACAUCUGAUCCAGAACCCUGCAGAACAGAAAAUGAGCACCAAGAAGGCCUGAUGGAGGUGAAAGAAGAAAGUCAAAUUCUGAAUGAAAUGGAGGAGAAACGUCAGCAUCACAAAGCUCAUGAUGUCCUCGCUGGAGAAAAAUCAUUGAUUUGCUCCCAAACUGGAAAAAACAAUUUCUCACAAAGCAGCACUCAGACAACAGCCAAAAAGCCUUUCACCUGCUCUCUGUGUGGAAAGCAGUGUGCCCACAGAGGCCACCUGAACGAUCACAUGCUAACUCACACCGGAGAGAAGCCGUUCUCUUGCCCUCAGUGUGGAAAGAGAUUCUCGCGCAGAAGAAGCCUCAACGAUCACAUACUAAUUCACAACGAAGAGAAGCGUUUCGUCUGUCCUCAGUGCGGAAAGGGUUACAAACGCAACGAACACUUUCGGAGUCACUUACUAAGUCACGAUGGAGGCAAACCCUUCACCUGCUCACAGUGUGGAAAGAGUUUCAGUUAUAAACGAACCCUUAACGAUCACAUCAAAAUUCACACCGGAGAGUGUCUUCACACGUGCCUUCAGUGUGGAAAAAGUUUCCUGAAUAAAGGACACCUUAAGGAUCACUUAAAAAUCCACACUGGAGAGCGACCUUUCGCUUGCCCUCAGUGUGGAAAGAGCUUCAUCAGUAAACAAAACGUUACCUCUCACAUGAGAAUUCACACAGAGGAGAAGCCUUUUAAAUGCCUUCAGUGUGGAAAGGGUUUUGCAUGGGCAAGCUGUCUGAAAAUCCACAUGCGCCACUCUCACUCUGAAGAAAGAGAGUUUACCUGCGAGCACUGCAAUAAAACAUUUGUUUUAGAGUCUUACCUAAAGAGGCACUUGAAAAUUCAUCAAAACGAGAAGCCUUUCGUCUGUUCGGUUUGCGGGAAAAGUUUUUUAUGGCUGCUGUGUUUCAAAGCGCACCAGAAAAUUCACGAGGGUGUGAAAACGCAUGUGUGCUCAGAGUGUGGCAGAGCCUUUGCUACAGCCGAUUAUUUGAUAAAACACCAUAAAAUCCAUUUGGGAGAGCGGCCGUACGUGUGCUUAUAUUGCGGAAAGAGUUUCACUAAGAAAGCAAACCUGGUAGAUCAUGUAAGACUGCAUACUGGAGAGAAGCCGUACACCUGCGCUCAGUGUGGAAACAGUUUCACCUCAAGAAAAGGUCUGAGCUAUCACAGAGAAAAGCAUUGUUCUAAAAGCGUGCCAAAGUCAUGUUCAGUUGAAAUCCAGAUAGUGUCGGAUAUGCCUAAAGAUUGCGUUUCUACCAAACAAGCAAUUACAUCUACAACCUUUAGUGGUGAAUAAGCUCUCAUCCAAUGUAAAUGGCAGCAGAAAGUUUGUGCAUCUAGCACUUAAUUUUAAAUGAAAAUUUAAGGGAAGGAAAUAAAACGGAAAACUAAGGGAGUGAGAGUGGAGUCUGGAAAACUACAUAUUUUAUAAUACAUAAAUGUAAAUGUAGACCUUAUGUAGCUCCGCCCCUUUUCAGCGCUGCACUCAUUGUCUUCUGUCUUCCAUUUUUAUUUCCACAGUGUGAAGGUCAGGUUGUAUGCAUUUCUGAAUGAACUGUUCGUUUUAAAAUCUACUGACGUUUCUAAUGACAUCUGCUUCAAACAUUACAAUGCACAUGAUAACUUUCAUUAAAUCUACAACAAGUAAAUCCACUACACCAAGCUAAUUACUCUUUAACAGUGAUGAGUGAUGAUAGACUCCUUAUUUUUCAACAUGGAAGUAAGCCUUUUUCUGUGAAUGUGCGAGACUUCCGGUUUCCGAAAAAACAACAUGCAGUAAACUGUAAAACUGUGUGCACUACAAACCAGUGUGUUCAUAAUUAUGAUAAUACAUUAAAAUAAUAUGGUAAGACACGCCAGUUUGUGAUAUCAAGCAGCAAAACGAGCUGUUUUGUACAGCUAAAAAUAGCUGGACGCGAACGACAUCGAAACCCAGACACAUUACAUUUACAAUAAAUUAAAUUGUGUUUCAUUAACAUCUACACCAACCCUAAACCUACCCUUUACAAUAAUGCAAAAACAGUAAUUGUUGUACAGUGUGAAAAAAAUUACACUAUAUUGAUGUGCGCAUGCCCAGUAGCCACAGCUGUAUCCCAUCUGGCCUUAACCCGCUCUUACCAGAAAAAUAAGGUGGUAUACAGCUACUGCAGAAGGUUCAAAGACUGAAUUCUGAAGAUGGCUGUGCACUUGCUUCUGACGCAUAAGCUUUAUAGUAUAUUUAGAGAGGGUCAAGCAUGUAUAGACACCUAGAGGAAUAGCCUACAUUAAAAAAAAAAAAAGCAUUUUUGUAUUUUUUAAUUAAUGUUUCUUUUUUUUAAUGAAUUUUAUUCCGAAGAAAAAUUGUCCUGGUCAAAAAUGUGUACAAUUUUUGUUGAUGAUUCAAUCAAGCAAAUUCAAAGAUCUAGCUAGCUGUAUAGAAAAUAAUAUACUGUGCAUUAAAAUGGGAUUUUAAAGCAUGUAAGAAACCAAAAUAAAUGAAACAUGCAAUUUGAAUGUGACUUUCUUUUUGUAUACUUUGAUUUUAUUCCUUUCACAAUUUGAUUUUUUCCCUUAAUUUUGUGUUUUUAUUUUGGUGCUAGACUUUAUGGAACGAAACAUUUAAAUAUAAAUAUAUAAAAUUAACAUAUUUACAAAAUAUGAUUACUCAUACUCUUUGGCAUGCUACACAGAAUUGCUCAUUGUGUUUGUAAAUGUUUACUGUACUGUAAUAAAAACAAUU